UGUCGAUCAGUCAUGUCGAAACGCCAGUCGGAAAUUACUCCGCAAUGCAACGCGGCUGAUCUGCACCCCAGCGGUUGAUAGUGCCACCCCGUUGCUUCACCUAACGCAUGAGCAACAGUAUCACUUUUGCAUACGCCCUGAAACUUUGUACGCAAAAGCAACUCGCCCGACGCUGGGACUCUCGCAGAGCGGGCAUGCGAGUGAGGUAUUACUAUACAUCAUUUUUACGGACGGCUGCAUCAGUGUAGUUGUUAAAGAGUGAGGUGCGGUAAGCUGGUUUUCUUUCCGGACCCACCGCCUCGUUCCCACCGCCUCGUCUUUUGCACCGCCUCAUCUUUCACGUUUCGUUUCUCAAACUCGUAUUUUACAUAAAGCGUUCAUUGUUCUGCAUUUGCGUUUUUUAAGAGCAAGAUAAAGAUGACGAUGAUGAUGACGAUGACGACGAGCAUGCAGAGUUGGUCGCGGGUUUUGCUGGUGAGCGGGAUUGCUCGCGCGGCUCAGGCUUCGCCUUUAGACAAGUCGCGGUACCUUGGUGCUCGAGACGAUGAGAAAAUUCAAAUCACGGCGGGGGAGCCUGCAUCUGAUCGAACGCUCUUCACUGUGCUGUCGUUGGUGUGCAUGAUGAUUUUGUCGGGGUUGAUAGGCUCCAGAUUCAGCAAGCUAAGAGAAUGCAUGCGACGACGGAAUAUUAUGACUGUGCUUGUCAUCGCACUCUACAUACUCGUCCUGCUAUACACAAUCUGCGCUGCGAGUUUGGUCGCUGGCCAGGGGCUGUACAGCCACCAGCUCUGCAUGGUGGGGACUUGGGUAUGCCUAAUAUACUAUAUCAGUAUUAAAGCCCUCAUCUACACGUUCCUCGUCGAACGCAUUCAUGUGGUGCGAAAGCCCUUCUAUCGGCGCAGGGAAGACCCCAUCUACCUCUCGUGCAUGGUCAUGGUCGUCGUCAUGUACUCGGCCGUUAGCAUAAAUGUGUUUGUCCAUCCCAUCACGCAGAUGUUGGGAGAGCGAUGCCACUUUGGCAUCAACGGCGCCGCGUCAAUCCCCACUGUUGCUGUCAACAUAUUCACCGACUUUGUACUGACGAGCGUGUUCAUCUACCUAUUACGACCCGUCCUAGCGGACCACGACGUGCCCGCGCAGGGGAUUGCGCAUCUACCACAGAACAAGACGGCCGUGCAGAAGAGCCUCAAAGCAUUGUUGUGGAAGAGUCUCAUUGGGAGCUUGCUCAUUGAGAUUCCCAUGGCGGCGAAUAUGAUACAAUUCAUGGUUACCAAAGGUCAGGAGCUAGGUAUGGUUUGUUUGACGAUUUGCUUGGUCGAUGUCUUCUGGGAUGUGCUGGUCAUCCACUGGCUGACAUUCUCGUCGGCGGAUCCUGAUGUUGACCCAUCCCGUCAGGUCGAGGGAUCAAGUAACGCCUCGCUUACUCGUGUGCGCAGCUUGCGCUCUAUAGAUAGCGUACAAUUUAUUACGGGGGACUGUGCGCCCCGGGAAUGUGCGGUUGUGCAUGUGGAGGCACUGGAGACUCUGCAUGAUAAGCGGAAAAGUUCAGUGGUAGAGGAUAUGAGCGUGGCUACAUCUGGGGACCGGCAUGGUGGAGGGCUAUAGAUGUUGUCAUUUUCCAAACACUACAUUCAAUUGGAAAUAAUGACACGUCAUGAGUUUAUUAGUG
This is a messenger RNA of Dothidotthia symphoricarpi CBS 119687, 1669 nucleotides long. RefSeq lists its product as uncharacterized. The transcript is spliced from 4 exons. Lineage: Eukaryota; Fungi; Ascomycota; Dothideomycetes; Pleosporales; Dothidotthiaceae. The record is from RefSeq and is a predicted model, not a curated record. Bases 418 to 1605 code for a protein of 395 amino acids.